GGGACCCAAAAAAACAAAAAAAGAAAAAAAAAAAGAAAACGGGAACCCGGUCGGCGAGCUGCUGAUCCAGCCGCUCAUCGUAUUCCUCUUUUUCCGUGUCUGAUGGACAGUGGGGUGGAGAUCAGCUCAUCCUAGGGACUUGCAGAAAGACGUGGAAGCUGACUCUCCGUGGUGUGCCGCUCGGCUUUCCUUUCCUCCCCGCGCGCACCGUGGCAGGGAGAGCGAUGGUGUUGCAGCGACCGAUGCCAUGACCCUCCGGCCUCCACUUUAAGAAGAAGAAUGUACCAUCUAGCAAAGUCACUCUACUUUUAUGCUACAAGUAGAGAAGAAUACUCCGUCCUCCUCCUCGGCCUGGACAACGCCGGAAAGACCACGCUUCUCAACCAGAUAAAGACCCUCUACCUCCCUUCCCCAAACACCGAUGACCCCCGCAGAUCAGACGUCGGGAGGACCGUCCCCACCGUCGGGCAGAAUGUCGCCACCAUUCCUCUGCAGGACAUGUACUUGAAGAUCUGGGACGUCGGCGGCCAGAUCUCCAUGCGAGGCCUGUGGCAGAGCUACUACACCAGCUGCCACGCCAUCAUCUUCGUCGUCGACAGCGCUGACGUCGGGGACGACGCGGACGUCUCUCGUCUGGGCUCCUCGAAAGCAUCGGAUCCUUCCGCCCAUGAUCCCGAACCCGCUGACGAACGACUGAAAGCCAUAGACCCCGCGGGCAACUUUGGUCGGCUCAACGAGUGCCGGCAGGUUCUGGAAUCCGUUUUGCAGCACUCUGAUGCCAUCGGCGUACCCAUCCUCGUUCUCGCAAACAAGCAGGAUAGGGAGGACUGUGUCGAGGUGGUCCGUAUCAAAGAGGGAUUCGUGCGAAAGGUAUUCGAGGGUGAGGAAGGCGGUGGUGUGCGAGACAGCAGAGUUUUGCCCGUCAGCGCUCUCAUGGGCGCUGGAGUCCGGGAAGCCGUGGAAUGGGUACGCAGCCGCGUGAGGUGGAAUAAAGAGACGAGGCCGCCGGUGAUGAGAUAGUAGUAAAUAUAAAUAUACCCAGGCGUUGAUUGCUUUUCUUUGUACCAGCCAGCCUCCAGUGGAGCUUCUUUUGUCAGCCCACUGAUUUCCUUCAGCAGAUAGAG
Coccidioides posadasii C735 delta SOWgp is the source of this 1124-nucleotide messenger RNA. RefSeq names its product ADP-ribosylation factor protein 3 (gene ARL3). Gene Ontology annotation, biological process: intracellular protein transport; protein localization to Golgi apparatus; Golgi to plasma membrane protein transport. Gene Ontology annotation, molecular function: GTPase activity; GTP binding. Lineage: Eukaryota; Fungi; Ascomycota; Eurotiomycetes; Onygenales; Onygenaceae. The record is from RefSeq and is a predicted model, not a curated record. Gene Ontology annotation, cellular component: Golgi apparatus.